Lepisosteus oculatus (spotted gar) is the source of this 1300-nucleotide messenger RNA. NCBI's taxonomy places the organism in Eukaryota, Metazoa, Chordata, Actinopteri, Semionotiformes, Lepisosteidae. The record is from RefSeq and is a predicted model, not a curated record.
AAACUCGAGUGGGAAAAACGCGCGGCGUGAACUCUCCCCCUGCGCUACACGGCCCUGCCGGGGCUCCUAUCUGUCGUGAGGCUCGUCAAGCCACCGCCAGAGGUACAGCCGGGCAGAUGAUUCAUCUCGCCUCCGGCUCCCUGUGACAGCGGCUGUGAGGCGCUCCGAGCUGGCGACGGAGGAGCCGCGUCGACACCACAGCCUCGCAUACGCAGUUAUGUGCAGCCCUCUGUCAGCUGUAAACGCUUGCCGACAGCACGCAGACUGUAAAAACAGCCAUGGUAACUGUAAUAAUAAAAAAAAAUAAGACCAGCGGCAACAGCAGCUCUGCAUCCUUCCUCCCCUGGUCUACUCACAGCAUUCCGGAGCACGACGUGCACACGAAGCUGCCCACGGUGAUGUCGACGGCUGCGAUCGAAGGUGUGGAGAGCGAUGUCAGCGAAUUAGAGACCAAGCUUGACAAGCUGGUGAAGCAGUGCCACAGCAUGCUCGAGGCGGGCAAGACGUACUGCAGCAACAGCCGGCAGUUCGUGACGGGCAUCCGGGAGCUCGGGCAGUACUCCUGCGGCGACAGCGGGAUGAGGGACUGCCUGGAGAAGUUCUCCGCCAAGCUGUCCCUGAUGAUCGACGCCCACGGGGAACUCAUCGAGAGCAUCCAGAAACUGGUGAAGUUAAAGCUACAGAGUUUCGUGAAGGAGGAUGUGAAACGAUUCAAGGACACGAAGAAAGAGUUCGACAAGUGCAGCGAAAGUCUGGAGGCGACCCUGAACCGCAACGCCCAGGCGGCCCGUAACCGCCAGCACGAAGUGGAGGAGGCCAGCAGCUCCCUGCUGACUGCGCGCAAGGCUUUCCGCAACGAGGCGCUGGACUACGUGCUGCAGAUCAAUGUUAUUGAAUCCAAAAAGAAGACCGACAUCCUGUCAGCUGUGAGUUGAACUGGUCUGUUUUGUUUCUGGCGGGAGGGCGAGCAGACGCUGUGUAGUUGGGCUGUUGGAUGUGGGUUCUGUGGGGGAUGAAAUGGGUCCUCUUCUAUGUGUGAAGUGCUUUGAUUUCCUUUGCAAAGAGAAGCGCUAUAUAAAUGCCCGAAUUGUUAUUUAUUGUAGCAGUGAGAUCAAUGGAGGCAUUCCGGAGUGGUGUAACAUUAUUUCAGAUGGCACCAGUCAUAAAAGUAUCUUACAAAGCACCAUAAAGCGUAUGAAAGUCAUGACUGCCAAGUAAUUUGUUCCCAGGCAGGACACUUUUGUUGUGAUUUCAUGGGUCCUCUUACUGCGGACCCCAGCAGGGAAUGGAAGAGCCCACC